Molecule: messenger RNA, 1336 nt
Organism: Andrographis paniculata
Lineage: Eukaryota; Viridiplantae; Streptophyta; Magnoliopsida; Lamiales; Acanthaceae
Product: CAAX prenyl protease 2
Exons: 8
Coding region: 57-1025 (322 amino acids)
Biological process (GO): CAAX-box protein processing
Cellular component (GO): endoplasmic reticulum membrane
Molecular function (GO): metalloendopeptidase activity
Source: RefSeq, a predicted model, not a curated record
GGCGCUCUUCCAGUUCGUGCCAGCCAAGUCGACAGAUUCUCGGCGAUCCCACGCUAAUGGAGCUGCUGCAAGAGGAUGGCGGCGGCGGCCUCACGAAGUUGGCAGCGGUUGCUUCGUGCAUCGCGAUGGCAGUGCUUUAUGUUGGAAUCCUGUAUGCUCCCACACUGAUACUUCGACUGCCGCCGCCGGAUUCAUUCAAAUCGUUCAUGAUGCGACGUUUCGCCUGCGCCGCCAUAUCCUCCGUCGUCUCCCUUCUGUUUUGCUCCCUCAUCCUUCCCAUGAACAGAGCAGAAGCAUUAGAUCUCUUUGGAGUUUACGGUGUCCGAAUAGAUCACAUUUGGGAAGCAAUGGUCUAUCCUCUUUCAUUGACGUCGUUGAUGUAUGCUGGUUCCUUUGUCCUGAGACUUUUGUCAAUUAUCCAAGAAAGCACCGAAUGCUUGAAUGAUGAUGGGAGUUUAUAUCUUGUAUAUGUAAAGAACACUUUCAUGGAUUUCAUUGAGUGGUUAGUUUCAGUAUCUUCAAGUGUGUCGGCUUGGCGAAACUAUGUUGUGGCUCCACUUACUGAAGAGCUGGUAUUCAGGGCUUGUAUGAUACCUUUGCUUCUCUGUGGAGGAUUCAGUGCCUAUACUGUUAUACUUCUUUGUCCUAUAUUUUUCAGUUUAGCUCAUUUGAAUCACUUCUUUGAGGUCUAUCUCCAGCAAAAAGGCAACCUUCUUAAAGCUUGUGCAAUUAUUGGCUUCCAGCUAGGAUACACAGUCAUCUUUGGGGCAUUUGCAUCAUUCCUUUUCAUUCGUACUGUACGUUUGAGGAUUGUUAAUUUCAGGUCACCUAGCAUCACCGCUGAUAGCUCAUAUAUUCUGCAAUUUCAUGGGCUUGCCUGCAAUAUUUUCCCAUCGAUCUGGGAUGGUAAAUGUGGCAUCCAUAAUGGGGACGGUAGGGUUCUUGUGGAUGCUUUAUCCGCUGACGAGUCCACAUUUGUACAACAGCAGAACAGACAAUUGCAAGUGUUGGCACAGAUAUUGUGACUGGAGCUGGAGCAGCAGCAGCAGCAGCUAAGUUUCCAAAAGGUCAGCUUUGUUGCCACUCUAAUAGUUAUGUCAUUCAUAGUUGUAGAAAAGAUAAGUUGAAUGAUUUAUACUUUCCUCAGGCUUAAAAUCAGACAUCCAUCCAUUAGUAGAUAUUACAUCAUAUUCGUAUAUAUAGCUAGCUAGCUAGCUAGCUACCUGGUUUUGCAAAUGAUCUUUGUGUGGUGAGAAAUGAAAAGGGUCUACAAUAUUUUCACUUUGCAGGGCUUUAAAAUUAUGAAACAGCAUAUAUAUAUAUAUAUAUAUAUCUC